CUCCUCUGUUCAGCCUAUAUAAGGCUCCCAGUCGGAGCCCCGGGUACACGCGCUUCAACUUCGGUUGGUGUGUGUCGAAGAAACCUGACUACGACCUGGGAGAACAGCUGAGAGGGUCCACCGAUCCUCGAAAAGGUCCGCUGAGCGGGCUCGCGGCCGGAGCCACUCCGGGCUGCGGAGCACCCAGUGGAGCCCACGCCUGGCACAGGUGUGGGACCCCAUCCUUCCUGUCUUCGCAGAGGAGUCCUCGCGUGGUGAGUAUGCGAAACAAAAAGCUUUUGAAAACCAAAAGAAGAAAGGGUGGAAGAGGUGGCCAGGAGCCAGGCCUCCAUCCCCACAGGAGUGAAGCUACAUUUGGGAGGUCCCCUCCCACCCCAAUUCUCACCCUGGGGCCCGACUGCCCACCUCCUCCUCCUCCUCCUCCCCCAUCCUCCUCCUCCUCCUCUCACAGUGGCCAGAGAGGCCAGUACAUCCCCAACCUGGCAGAGCGGCGCCGGGACGAUCUCUCAGAAGAGAUCAACAACCUCAGAGAGAAGGUCAUGAGGCAGUCCGAGGAGAACAACAACCUGCAGAACCAGGUGCAGAAGCUCACAGAGGAGAACUCCAACCUCCGUGAGCAAGUGGAGCCCACCCCCCAGGAUGAGGAAGAUGACCUUGAGCUCCGGGGUGCUGCAGCCGCUGCUGCCCCACCUGCUCCUGUAGAGGAAGAGUGCCCUGAAGACCUUCCUGAGAAGUUUGAUGGCAACCCUGACAUGCUGGUACCUUUCAUGGCCCAGUGCCAGCUCUUCAUGGAAAAGAGCACCAGAGAUUUCUCAGUUGAUCGUGUCCGCGUCUGCUUCGUGACAAGCAUGAUGACCGGCCGUGCUGCCCGCUGGGCCUCUGCCAAGCUGGAGCGAGCCCACUACCUGAUGCACAACUACCCAGCCUUCAUGACUGAGAUGAAGCACGUAUUUGAAGACCCGCAGAGGCGAGAGGCUGCUAAACGCAAAAUCAGACGUCUGCGCCAAGGCAUGGGGUCAGUCAUCGACUACUCCAAUGCUUUCCAGAUGAUUGCCCAGGACCUGGAUUGGAACGAGCCUGCGCUGAUUGACCAGUACCACGAGGGCCUCAGCGACCACAUUCAGGCGGAGCUCUCCCGCCAAGAAGUCGCCAAGUCGCUGUCCGCACUGAUUGGCCAGUGCAUCCACAUCGAGAGAAGGCUGGCCAGGGCGGCUGCAGCCCGCAAGCCACGCUCCCCACCCCGGGCGCUCGUGUUGCCUCACGUCACCAGCCACCACCAGGUGGAUCCCACCGAGCCUGUGGGGGGUGCCCGCAUGCGCCUGACUCAGGAAGAGAAAGAAAGACGCAGAAAGCUGAAUCUCUGCCUCUACUGUGGGAAUGGAGGUCAUUACGCUGACAACUGUCCCGCCAAGGCCUCAAAGGCUUCGCGCGGGAAACUCCCCGGCCCCGCUGUAGAGGGACCUUCAGCGACCGGGCCAGAAAUAAUAAGGUCCCCACCAGAUGAUGCUUCAUCUCCUCACUUGCAAGUAAUGCUCCAGAUUCAUCUUCCGGGCAGACACACCCUGUUCGUCCGAGCCAUGAUUGAUUCUGGGGCUUCUGGCAACUUCAUUGAUCAUGAAUAUGUUGCCCAGAAUGCAAUUCCUCUGAGGGUCAAGGACUGGCCAAUACUGGUAGAAGCAAUUGAUGGACGUCCCAUAGCAUCGGGCCCCGUUGUCCAUGAAACGCACGACCUGGUAGUCGACUUGGGAGAUCACCGUGAGGUGCUGUCGUUCGAUGUGACCCAGUCUCCAUUCUUCCCCGUCGUCCUAGGGGUUCGCUGGCUGAGCACACACGACCCCAACAUCACUUGGAGCACCCGAUCGAUCGUCUUUGAUUCUGAAUACUGCCGAUACCACUGCCGGAUGUAUUCUCCAAUACCGCCGACUCUCCCACCACCAGCACAGCCAUCCUUUUACUACCGAAUGGAUGGAUACAGAGUUUACCAACCAGUGAGGUAUUAUUAUGUCCAGAAUGUGUACACGCCAGUAGAUGAAAACGUCUACCCAGAUCACCGCCUGGUUGACCCUACCAUAGAGAUGAUACCUGGAGCACACAGUAUCCCCAGCGGACACGUGUACUCACUGUCCGAACCAGAAAUGGCAGCUCUGCGUGAUUUCGUGGCCAGAAAUGUGAAAGAUGGGCUGAUUACUCCAACAAUCGCACCUAACGGAGCCCAAGUUCUCCAAGUGAAAAGGGGGUGGAAACUGCAAGUUUCUUACGACUGCCGAUCUCCCAACAAUUUCACCAUCCAGAAUCAGUACCCUCGACUCUCGAUUCCAAAUUUAGAUGACCAAGCUCACCUGGCAACGUACACGGAAUAUGUACCUCAGCUACCUGGAUACCAAACGUACCCCACAUAUGCCACGUACCCGACCUACCCAGUCGGAUUCGCCUGGUACCCAGUGGGACGAGAUGGACAUGGCCGCUCGCUCUACGUGCCUGUGAUGAUCACUUGGAAUCCGCAUUGGUACCGCCAGCCUCCAGUCCCUCAGUAUCCACCGCCUCAGCCACCCCCGCCGCCCCCACCACCACCGCCCCCGCCAUCCUACAGCACCCUGUAAAUUAGUGAUGUGCUUCAGUAUCUCUGCCCUCAGCUGAUUUGUGCCCAGCUUCUCAAUCAGUGACUGUGUGCUAAAUUGGGCUUUCCUGCAUCUUCAAGCCAGCCUGAGGCUGUCCUCUCUUGAAACGGCUACAGAAGGUCAGGGCCACGCUGGACUGGCACACACCCUAAAAGCACCAAAAGAUCUCCACCAUUUCCUGGGAGCCACAGAAUAUUCACCAACAGAUUCUUUCCCAGUUUUCCACCUUGACUGCCAAGGUGACUAAAAUGUGUAAUCAGUUGACUUCCCAGCGAAUCCUGGAAGCCUCGAUCGACAUUUACAGAGAAGCUGAUGCAAACACAGGGAAUGCUGUUUCUUUUCUGGAGGGGGAGGACAUGACUCUUCUUGCAGUUUCGGUACUCUCUUUCCAUCAUUAGAGGACCGGCGCCUUAUUAAGGAAGCCACAAUUAUUGGUGCAGUGUGAAACGGCUUCCGGGAUCUUUUUGCUGCACCCUUAGAAACUUCACCAUCUUCAUACUCUUCUUUCAUGGUUCCGUUAAUUCUCAAGGAGCAGCAACUCGACCGGUUUUCCCAGGGGCAGGCAAAAUACCUGCAACAGAAACACCUCAGGCCUGAGAAGGAAGUGCCCUCUCAGACGGACUCUUGCGUGUUGAGUGUGCCUUCACAUCCUGGUGCAAAUCACGUGUACCCAAGAACUCUGGCUUUUUCACAACACCUUACCAUCAUCAUGCCAGCAAUGGCUUCCACAAAAUGUUAAACCUGGUAACCAGAGACUAUUGGUGACUCUAGUUGUGUUAGAUAUUGUGAAAUGUGACCACCUCUCAAUCAUAUCUGAGGGCUAAUGAGUAGCAAAUCAAAAGGACUCUGAAAUCCCGUACCCAACUCUUAAAAAGGGGCUCUGAGUUAAUGUUACCAACUUGUCCUACUACUUUAGAUAGAAUAUUCAUGAGCGUUGUUAAUUGGCUGGAAGAGUAUCACCUGAAGUCUUGGGAACAUCUGUCCACGUCUCUGCCUCCAUAAGUGUCUGGGCAUUUCAUCAUUAGUCCCCUCACUAAACUGUAGCAUCAGGAUGCUUAGAGAGGGGAAGUGAUUUUAGCACCCACACCCACACUCUCCUAUGCCUGGGAGGGAUGUCUUUGAAGAGGAGAAAUUGGGGCACUGGACACUGUCUGGAGGAUAUGGACUUUUUUUAGUGAGCUUCAAACCCAGCUGCCAAUGAAUGAAAGGCCUCAGAAAGCAACAGAUAACACAAGCAUUGUCUUUAAUCCAGUGACAUCACCUGGUGUCUCUUGGAUGCUUUGUGGUAACCUGGGACUACCUGAUUUUCUUUAACCUGGUCCCUUGCUACUUCCUUGAACUGUCUGUCUAACCUCUCUCUUUCUGUUUAAUUCUUUAUUACUACCAUUCACCCUGCUGCAGGAUUUGUGUCAGCCUUCUUGCCUGGUUGCUGAGACUCCCAUUUUGUUGCCACGUCCGGAGAAGAAAGAGGCAGGCUUCAAGGAGCAUGUGUUUCAGCACACAAUCUCCAAUUGCCAAAAUACAGUUUAAGCAGUAGAAAAACAUGAUCUGUAUUUCAAAUUGACUAUCAGAAAGAGGAGUCUAAUGGUGAAGUCUGAUUUUUCAUCAACAUCUUCUUUCACAUAUUCAUUAUCACCCACCCUUAUCCUUGCAUGUUUAAAUACUUAAAUGUUUUAGCUGUAGAGUAGUGAUGUCCUUUAACAGUGUUUUAAAGUGGUGACUGCUCAAAAAUUAUUUCCAUUGAAUUACAAAAUACUAUCCAAUUCUGUGUUAGAGUUAAGCUAAUUAAAAUUGAUAAGUAACGUAGUAUAAAAUAUUUCCUUACUGUGAACUUCUCUUACAACACUGUGAAUAAGAGGCUCCUCAGAACUGGAGUUUUGUAUAAUAGUUCAUCCUGUUCAUCUUCAAUCUUCUAUUUUUAACAUCAUAUAAUUUCAAUUUUAUUAAUUAGGCCUUUAAAAAUCACACAUACAAAAAGAUGCAAAUUCAAAUAAGAUCCCUAAUUGGCUAUUUAAUCCAAAAGAACUUUCUUUUUCUUUUUCAAUGGAAUCAGAAAAGCUUGUCAGUCACUCAUGUGUCUUAGAGUCCGUCAUUACUUUUAAAAUGGUGCAUUUGUGCUUCUGGACUAUUUUGAAGCGUCACUUCAGUUUACCUCAGAUAUCAGUCCAUCCUUCAUACAUUUGAAUUCAAAUUGUGUUGUGUCAAAUUUACAGUUGUCAAUUGAUCUUCAAACUGCAGAGGGCCUAGGAAUGGCUCGUCUGCAGCCUGGCAUGUGCACACGGACAUUCGCCAUCACUGCAAGGAAACGUCUGGAGAUGUUGGCCAGCAACGACAACGGUCAGGGAGAACAUGGUGGUAUGGGUUAACAACUCACGGAUGAAGACCCUGACACACAUUUGGCUAUUCAGUAAAGCUUGUGAAAAACUAUUGGCAGUGUGUACUAUGCUCUAUUGCUAUAUAUGCUAUCUAUAAAUAUAGGCGUUAAGGAUAAGUAAUCUCAAAUCUGUUGUUCUAUACGAUCAGAAUUUUAUUAAGUUUCCUUUCACUCAGUUGAUUUAUUUUGUUGCUGUUGAUCGAAUUUAUGUUAAUUGGAUACUUUAAAUUUUUGGCAUUUUCCAACAAAAAUGCCUUUAAUCAUAAGAAAGGAAAGAUCAAAAGAACUAAAUCUCUGUCUGAAGAAGUUAGAAAGGGAGCAAAAUAAAAACAUAAAGAAGAUAAAUAAAUCGACCUCAGACUUAUUAAACAAAGCCAACAGUCAACCCUUGAAACAAAUUGGCAAAAUUGAUUGACUUUUGGCCUAAAUUUGCACUGUUAAUUAGAAAAAUCAGGAAAGAAGCAGCUAGGAGCUCCCAUUGUUAGGCAAACCUAGAAAGAACUAGCUAAGGUCAUCAUGCUAGUAUACGGAAAUGGAAAUUUACAUACAUUUCUGAAGCGUCAGUUUAGUUGAGCAGUGAGGUAUUUGUAUUAGAUCCUGGAAAUGAGUUGGUUUGAUUAAAUCAUGUGCGGUAGCGCAGUGAAUUAGCAGGUGCACAGAAUAAGAGGGGCACAUCUAUAUCGUGCAGUCUGGGUUUCUGUUUAAGUUCGCAGGUACCUCUUGGACUCCUGAAUUGAUCCAGUUGUCAUCAGCCACAGACGUCUAACAUCAGAUAGAAAUCCAAGAUUGGCAACAAAGAACACGGCUGGAAGGAGAUGGGUAGAAAUGAUGGACCACCUGCAGAGGUGAAGAGCCUGGUGGGAACCACCUACGUUUUCAUCAGAAGAAAGAAUGUACAUCUUGGGACGGGAAGUUCUUUGUUGUUUCAGAUUGUAGAAUGCUAUCGAAUUGGUCUGUGGGAAAUCGCAUUGUUUUUUUUUUAUUUCUUUGUGUAAUCAGUUUAAGUACUAGGGGAUAUAUAUAAUCAUAAGUAUUUUAGGGUGGGAGGGAUUAUUAGUAAUCUUAAAUGGGUAGGAUUAAACAGCAUGAUUAUGUAUUAGAUAUCUCUAUAAGUGAACGUGUACUUAUGAUCCUUUACUCUGUGAUUGCUACCCUUUGCCCUUGUGAUUUCAAAUAUACUCUGGAGGGAACUGCAGGGAGGUCAAACUACUUAGAGCGAAUUGGACAUGAAUAAAACCCUUGUGGGAGAAAGUUAAAAAAUGAUUGGAUAGAUAAUUUAAUAGAUGCUCUUUGCUCUGGGUAUUAACUCCAGGGAUCAAGAUGGUGAGCUAAGCCUUUAGAGAGUUACUGGGUGGAGAGAUACCCUUUGAGAAUUUGUUGCUGGAAUGCAAUUGAUAAUGAUGGAUGGUACAUAUUUAUGGAAGUUAUAUGAAAGCGAUGAAUAAGAACACUUGCCCCCAUCAGUAGCCCUCCUCUUUACCCCUGCCUCUUCUCCCUACCCCUACACCUCCUGCCUACCCCUCUCCCACAUCCCUACCCUUCCCCAUUUUAUUAUUGUAUUCUCUUUACUCUAUUUCUCUCAAUUUACUAAUAUUGCAUUGAUGUUAUAAUAAAAAUUCAAUUAAUAAAGAUUUAGUGGUUAAGUGCAAA
Molecule: messenger RNA, 6642 nt
Organism: Hipposideros armiger (great roundleaf bat)
Lineage: Eukaryota; Metazoa; Chordata; Mammalia; Chiroptera; Hipposideridae
Gene: PEG10
Product: paternally expressed 10
Cellular component (GO): cytosol
Molecular function (GO): zinc ion binding; nucleic acid binding
Source: RefSeq, a predicted model, not a curated record